AUGCCAAGAGACAAGUAUUGGCUAUUUACUUCGUCUAUACUACAACUACUACAACAAGAAUCUCAUAAAUCAGGCAGUGGAUAUACUACCCAGGAAGAAGAUGACGUAGAUGAAGAUGAGGAUGAGACACAAGAACAAGAGCCGGGCUACCAAUCUACUUCCGGAGACACUAAUGGUGUUAGAAGACACAUGAGUUUGUCAAGAAGUGGUAAUCAAAACUCAUAUGAAUCUAUAUCUGAUGAUUAUUAUAGAAUGCCAGUUGAUAAUUCAAGUAAAGUGACUUCAAGAGAUUCAUCGGAGAAUUUUGCUGAUAUUUUACCAGAACAAGAUCAACCACAGGAUAAUAUUAGACAACAACUGCCAGAUGUUGAUGAUGAUAGUGAGAAUUAUUUUUUCCAUAUUGCAUUGACUCCCACUGAAUGUACUAUCGUAUGUUCAUCACGAUUAAUGGAUUGUUAUUUCAAAGAAGCAAUUAAAGUAUGUUCUGAGUUGAAUUAUGACAAUGUACAAUUAUUACCAGAAUCAUAUAUAAGUCUUCAAGUUGAUAGUGAUGGUAGUUUUGAUAGAAGUUUACGAAUAUUGGAAUUAACUGAACCAUUAUCAGAAAACAAUAUUUCAUUGUUUUUCCUUUCUAGUCAUUUUAAUGAUAUUGUAUUGAUACCUUAUGAUUUAAAAGAUAAAGUAGUCAAUAUCUUGACUAAGAAGUAUUUUGAAUUCUCUGAUAUUUCCAAUAGUUAUAUAUCAUUAAGUGAUAGUACUGAUACCCCUAAUAGUGAAGCAGCCCAUAGUAGUACAAGAGCAUUAGAAGAUCAUACAUUUAAAUUAUUCAAUCAAGCUAAUAUUAAACCAAGUAUUCAUGAGAAUGUUAAGUUAUUAUUAACCGGAGCAAGAGCCGGAGAAGUUAGUAAUUCAAUUGCAAAAACAUCUAAAAUCUUAUCAAUUCCUACGAAUAUUCCAGAUUAUUUUGCUAUAACAAGAACUUCAAUAAAUGAAGUUUCAUUAAUUUUACCAAGAUCAUCAAAAAGAAGAAAUAAAAUGGGAUUUGAUUCAAAAUAUAUUAUAGGUUCAACUCAAGAUAUCAUUAUUCCUAUAAUGAUUGAUUUUUCAAAAUUGCCUUUGGAUAGUACUGGGAUUGUUGCUGGUGUUGCCAGUAAAUUAAUUAAUGGGAUGAGAUUAACUCAUAAUGAUUAUUUAUUUGAAUUGAAUUAUUUUUCAAUGGCUAAAUCUGGGGUCAUUAUGAUUCCACAAGAAAAUGUCGAAGUAAUUUCACAAAUACUUGGAAAGGCAUCAUCAAAUCAAUAG
Messenger RNA from Hemisphaericaspora subhashii, 1302 nucleotides. RefSeq lists its product as uncharacterized. NCBI's taxonomy places the organism in Eukaryota, Fungi, Ascomycota, Pichiomycetes, Serinales, Debaryomycetaceae. The transcript has a single exon. Gene Ontology annotation, biological process: regulation of intracellular signal transduction; cellular response to L-arginine. Gene Ontology annotation, cellular component: cytosol. Bases 1 to 1302 code for a protein of 433 amino acids. The record is from RefSeq and is a predicted model, not a curated record.